UUAACAAUUGUAAAAUAUUUUAGAAAAAAUAUUUUUAUUAUUUUUAUUAUUAUUACACUACAAAUAAAUAAGGAUAGAGUGUGAUCAAUAACCUGAGUACAUGCACUGUACAUAUUUGUACGGUACUGCAUACUGUUAAAUGUGUUACGUGUGUACACAUAAAAAAUAGCGAGUAGGAGGCGAAGGAGGUGAGGAACGGACGAAGUAAAGGGAAAUUGUGAGGAAGAAGGCAAGAUGUAAUCUUUUGUCUCUCUCCAACGUUUGUUUGUAUGAAGCUUACCUGUACGACCUACAUACCACAUAUACCUUGAGUGUGUGACUGUGGUGUGUAGCACAUAUAUAUAAAUAUAUAAAUACACACAUAUGUGCAUAAGAAGAGUGUGAUGCCGGCAAAAAGGACGAGUCUGAGGAGGUAAACAAGGAAGAAGAGAUGGAGCAAAGGAACGAGAUAUAAAUACAAUAUUUUUAAGGAUCUCUAGAAUUUUUGGGGCAUUUUUAAUUGUUAAUUUUUAUGCAAGUUUGGGAAGAAAUGCGGAGGAAGAAAUAAUCGAUAUGAUUUGACGGGUUUGGAGUUUAGUUAUUAGGAGAGAUAAUAAGUGGUCCCGGAAGAUAGUACCGAGUUUACCGGUACAUCAAGCUGGAUUAUUUUUAGCGAGUUCUGGCGGUAAGAUAAACCGGUUUGUAAUCGUGAUCUGGAAGCGGAGAGGAGCUGAGGAAGACAAGAGGAGAUUGCAGGUUCGGAGGAAGGCUCGUGGUUAGAAAAUAAAUUAUUUUUUUAUUUUAGUAGGGAGGAUAAAUAAAAACGAAAGUUUUGGGGAAAUUUUGAGAGGAAAAUUUUGAUUUUUUUUAUACGGUUUAAUUCCAGUUUAAUGAAUAACAAUACGAGCAGGAUUGAGGGGAGAGACAAAAAUUUUAUUUUAAAAAGUGAGUUAAAAUGAUAACGCAGGAAUUUAUGUGCGUCAAAUGUGUUUCGAAAAUGGUUAAUCGUCCAACUGAGUAAAUAAAAAGUCCUGGUAUCAAUACAAUAGAUUAAUAUAUACUUUUUCUAUAAAAUAUAUGUGUAUUACAAAAUAAGUAAAGUGUACACUUGUUAAUCGCCGUGAGCUAACGCGAUAGUGGGUAAUAGUGAUAAUGAUAAGGAAUAUCAAAUUCAAAUAGUAGUAUUAAUGUUAAAUAUUAAAUAUUUAAUAUUGAAAGAAAAAAUAUGAAGUAAUAUAAGUGUUGAGAAUUGCAUGGUGUAAUGGAAGAUUGCGGGGCCCGUUGGCGAGGUCGGUAAAGAGAAAGUUAUCUAUUUUGAUCGGAUCCCUUUCCAACCACCGGUUUUUCAUGUCGGAGAAAUAUAUAUUGGUGAAAUUAAUCGCUGGCUGGUUGUGAUAGUAAAAGGAAAUUAUUGUAAACACAUGUAGAGAGAGAGAAGAAAUUAGCUAAUCGAGGACAACGGUAUGAAGAAUGGCGGAUCCGAGAAACCGUCAAGGUGUGCGCGGGAUCGCUGCCACUGCGACCGAACCCAGAAGAGGAAAACAAAGGGCCCUGGCAGCUCGCGGGGCCGCAGGGGCACUCGUCCUGGGGAUUCUCGCGGUUGUUCUGCAAUCCGCGGCAACCGCGACUCCUGCCUGGGGAUACUUCACCACUCCUGAACGAAUUUCUGCUGAAAAAGGAUACUUUGGUCCUUGGAGACAGUGCAAACUUUUGCUUUAUAAUCGGGAAAGAUGCGGUACGGGUGUAUCCAGAUUUCAACCAGUCAUGGUAGUCUGGGUAGCUGGAAUAGCAGCAGCAAUAUCAUCUGGACUACUAGGACUAUUGGUAUUACUGGCAGUCCUCCAGCUAGCCAUGGCCUCCUCAGCAAAGCGGAUGGUAAUCUCCUACAGCACAGCCUUGAUCGGAAAAGUUGCACUUGGCACACUGGCCAGUUGUUUGUCGAUAGUCGCUGCAAGUUUAUUUGCAUUGCAAACCGAUGACCGAGCCAAUAGUUACAUUAUCACUCGAGGCGAAGGUUUUUAUAUGCAGUUGGGAGCGAUAGUUUUAAAUUUCGGCGUUCUGAUAUCCUCGGUUUACGAGGGAAUAUACGCAAGAAGAGGAGGAGAUCCUACGAAGAUACGGGAAGUAGUGGAUGUACGUUCGACGACAAUCAAUAAUCCCGGAUACAGAGAACAUUCAACCAAUGGUAUCUCAAUGACUGACGCAAGUGGAAAACCCUACGUCGGAGGAGUCACUAAUGGUUCAAUGGCAUCAGUAACGACUUCUGGGAGUGUGGGUAGCACGAUAUCACCGCUUCGUAGUUCUCUAAAAAAGCCAAAACCCUUAGGAAUCCAAAACCCUGGAUUUUCUACGCACAGCCCGACGCUUUCCAGAAACGGGUCGCAUAAAAAAGUCAGGAUUCAAACACAUUCAACCGAAGUCUAAGUCUAAUAAUUUUAUAACUUUUUAAAAUAAACUCCGAACUAUUUUUAAUUAGUGAAUAAUUGGAAUUAUUCCAAUUAAAAAAAAUGUGUUGUGAUAGUUGCGCGAUUUUUUAAAAAGUGCUUUUUAUUUAAAUUCUCCGCGGAGAAUUUUUCUGCGUGAAGAUAUUCUAAAUAAAACACAAGCAUGAUGAAACUAAAAAUGAUAUUGUAAUUUUAGUUGAAUAUAUUAAUUUAUAUAUUCCGUCCAGCCCUUCGUCGGCAGCUAACCGUUAAUCGGUAUAAAACAGAGAGAUAUUUAUACAUAGAUAUAUUUUUUAGCGAUUCUCUUAUAUAUUAAUAUAUUUAAAUAUAUAUAUAGUUAUUAUAGAA
This is a messenger RNA of Cotesia glomerata, 2771 nucleotides long. RefSeq lists its product as uncharacterized. The record is from RefSeq and is a predicted model, not a curated record. Bases 1450 to 2403 code for a protein of 317 amino acids. The transcript has 7 exons. Lineage: Eukaryota; Metazoa; Arthropoda; Insecta; Hymenoptera; Braconidae. Gene Ontology annotation, cellular component: plasma membrane.